GGGGGGCGGGGGCAGACUCUGCCUGGCUCGGGGCCCUGUCGCCCUAUAGCCACGCUGUGCUGGUGACACCGUCCCCCCGCACUUGGCAGGAGCUGCGAGGGGUAACAGCUGGAGGGGGUGUGCCCAUAACACGCCAGGCACCCCCCCGCCGCGCCUCCCCUGGUGGGAAGCGGAGCCGCUGCUCGUUUUGGAACCGGCUCUCGCCCCCACGGGCAGGGUGUUUCGGAAAAGCAGUUUCACUUCACUACUUACACUGUAGAUGGAAUCAAGCCGUACGGGGCUUACGGCGGCCGCUUAUUUUGUAGCACAAAUAGGUGGCUGCUGGCUUGCAGGCUGUCCAGGUCCUGAGCUGAAUGGUCUCGUUCUCGCCCUGCUAUAAGCCUGUUACAAAACCACCCACAGCACUAGAGCUACAAGGAGUGUAUUAAAUAUCCAGAAGAAUGGCUGCUGAUACUUCUGUUGAAAUGUUUUCAAAAGUUCUGGAAAAUCAAAUGCUUCAGACUACUAAAGUAGUGGAAGAACAGCUGGAUGCUGAGAUUCAGAAAUUGGACCAGAUGGAUGAAGAUGAAUUGGAACGCCUUAAAGAAAGGAGGCUUGAAGCACUAAAGAAAUCCCAGCAGCAGAAACAAGAAUGGCUCUCAAAAGGACAUGGAGAAUAUAGAGAAAUCCCAAGUGAGAGAGACUUUUUCCAAGAAGUCAAAGAAAGUAAAAAUGUGGUUUGCCAUUUCUAUAAAGAUACAACCUUCAGAUGCGUGAUAAUAGACAAGCAUUUGGCAGUACUUUCAAAAAAACACAUUGAAACAAAAUUCCUGAAAUUAAAUGCUGAAAAAUCUCCAUUCUUGUGCGAGAGAUUGGGCAUCAAAGUAAUUCCCACUCUAGCACUAGUAAAAGAUGGAAAAACGCAAGAUUUUAUCGUUGGCUUUACUGAUCUUGGUAAUACGGAUGACUUUACCACAGAAACCCUAGAAUGGAGAUUAGGCUGUUCAGACAUAAUUAAUUACAGUGGAAACUUGAUGGACCCACCUUUUCAGAGCCAAAAGAAAUUUGGAACCAUUGUCACAAAGCUGGAUAAGAAAACCAUCAGAGGAAAGAAAUAUGAUUCAGAUUCUGAUGACGACUAAAAGCUCAGCUAUAAAUCUUUGUAUAACAUUUUUUGUUUAAGCUUGGUACAUUUCUAGGAAUGUUUUUAUAAAGUCUUUUGAUUUCGGUAUGUUUGCACAUAAUACUCCAUUUUUCUGUCAAUUUUAUAAACUGAUUCACAUUCGAAGAAAUUCCAACUAUUUGUUUGUCUUUGGAAGUAGGUUGAAAAUCUGAGCCCCUUUGAACCAGGUAUCAUCUGGGAACUGACCAUAAAUUUAAUCUGUUAUUUCAAAACAUUUCCAUAAUUUGCAUCUCAGUAUUUUAUACCAUUUAUCAUAUUUUCAAUAAAGGAAAUGUAAAGAGGCAAGAAUUGCAAAUAACUAUUACCGGAGUAGUGCAUCUUAAAGCAUUGCUUAUCUUAUAGUGCCAUAGUGUAGCAUUGACUAACUUAACUACAUUGGACAUUGUAAAACAGUCUUAGCUUUUGUAAAUUUUCAAGUAGAUUGUCAAAAUAAUUUCCCAUUUACCAAGUACGUAUACCACAUGUUGCAGCUGAACCAGCAGGUAAUAGCACUCAUCAACAAGUGUACUGAAACCACCUUGCUUGCAGGGUUAUGUAAUAUAAAUUCUGUGGUUGUGAAUUUUAGAGCAGAUGCUUAUACAAGAGAUUAGGUAGGAUAAGAACAUCAGGAGGGACAAUGUUUGGUUUUAAAUUUGAUGCAGUGCAAUAUAUUUUAUUGCACUGUUGCUCUUCAGUAAUAUAUAAGGCCUUACCUGAAUCGGGAGAUGAUCUUCAAAUAAUUGUGGCCGAGUUACAGAUAAGACAUGGAAAAUUGCAGAAAAGGAAUAAUGGACUUCUUUUAGUAGCAGUAAUUUGGAAAAGCCACAGUAGACCUACAAUAUAAACAACUCAACUAUUAUAUUAUGCCUGCAAAUUUUGCACCUAUAUUACAUUCAUUUUUUUUAAAAAGUAACUGGUACAAUAUAAAAUUCAGACUAAAAGUCUUAACACAACUGCUGUAGAAAUCAAGUUGUCACUUUAGCCAUUUACGUAUUACAGCCAUUGAAUGUUAGUGCAGUACGCCCUGCUACAGUGGUCUCCUUCAUGUCCUGUCUGCUUUGUCAUCCACAGAAUUAGGCAAGAUCAGUAGUGAUUGCUUUGCUGUCUCUGCUAACUCUGGUAAACACUGUAGAACUGAAGAUCAUUUAAUAUAUUAAUGGGGAAAAAAGCGUGUGUGGCAAACCUCAAAUGUAUGCAAAAUUGUGGACUGUGCAAAGAAACUAAAACAAAAUUGCGGUGGAAGUCUAAUACUCGAAAGCUGCAAUUUCAACAAUAGCGCAAGUGAAGUAGGGUUUUAGUAAUAGAUGUAUUUUUUCAGAAGAGGUCUCUCUCUCUCUCUCUCUCAUUGAAGCUCUCAGGCUAGCAUGGAGUUUAGUUUAUCUAGCUGAAGAAUGGAUGGGUUUCUUCUUCAGUGUUCAUAAACACUAGUUCUUAAUUGCAGAGCAAUGCAAGUCCUCUUGGGAAAUAAGCAUCAGUGGCACUUCCAGCUCCUUUUUGGCCUAACAAGCAAGGUGAAGACUGGAAAUCUAAUUAUUCCCACUGCUUAGUAGUGAAGAACACUUGCCAAUGAGCCAGCCCAGCAAUAUAUUUCUCUUAAGUCUGUAAAUCUCAAUUAUAUUUUGUUUCAGUUCGUGUACAUUGAAAUAAAGUUAUUUGAAUUCGGA
Molecule: messenger RNA, 2805 nt
Organism: Chrysemys picta bellii (western painted turtle)
Lineage: Eukaryota; Metazoa; Chordata; Testudines; Emydidae
Gene: TXNDC9
Product: thioredoxin domain containing 9
Biological process (GO): microtubule cytoskeleton organization
Cellular component (GO): cytoplasm
Source: RefSeq, a predicted model, not a curated record